AUGUCGACACCAAAGGAGCGCCAUUACUGGGCUCAACUGCGUGCGGCUCUCACCGCUGGCCAAUGGCGCGCCCAGAAUCCUGCAAAAGCCUAUAACGGCGUUGCAAUUUCGUGGGCGGAACUGUUUCGCAAGUUUAACAAGCAUUGCAAAGGUUAUCAAGAUGUCGUCGAGGUCGCGUCGCAAACGCACGCACUUGCUCUGCUGUUGUCUGCGCCUUACCCGGACGAAGAUGAAGAUGCAGAUUUCAUGGAGCCGGAGUCAUCAGGGGACGGUGCAGGCGAAGAUGGAACAGCAACCCCUCGGCGAGGGAAGCUGGACGUUAGAGGAGAGAGUGAGCUUCCAGACAACAGGAUAGACGAAGCAAAGACCGGCUACGAGACCCUGAAGUCGUUGGACUCCUCGUCAACCUUUGAUACAAUCAAACUUGCUCUCGCAUAUUAUGCCUACGCACUCGGAAAUCCAUCAGACUGCAUCGACUACCUUGCUAAAGUUCCCGAACUCCUUCAAUUUCUAAACCAUAUCCCGACUCUUGGCUCCACAAGGUCAAGCACGUCGCAGGGCCUACUCGCCCCAUCCACCUAUGCUCCAUCGACAACGUCAUUCUCUGGAAGCUUUACUUCCAUUGUUGAUACCACAGUCCCAGAAGUUCGCGAUGGACGAGGAUGGGCUAUGGCCGAAACAUUUCGUGCUCUUUGCCUUCAAGGCAUGUCGCAUGAACGCCUAAGCCCAUCAACCCCUGAAAAGGCUCUAGAGGCAUACGCCAUCUCCCUGCCACUUUUCUCCUCUCUGCAAUCUGAAUUCAGCCACAACGCCCUCCCAAAGUCAUCCGGGAAGUUUGAUUUCACUGUGUUUCAGCAGCUGCGAGAGGUGUGGAGAUGGGUUGAACGCUUGCUGUGGCGGGCGGUCAUCUUGAGUUCGCGGACGAGCAAUAUCCACGCAGACUCCGAACGAGCAUCAUUUGACUUGUGGAUAUGGUUAGGCCAUUACAAUUCAUGCAGCGAAUACUGGCCGUCCUCGUUCCGCACUGCUCAUAGAUCAACAAUAUCGACCAUUCACCUACGUGCGCUCAUCCUCCGAAACGGCGCAUUGUCACCGUUGCCCGUCACCUACUGUUCUAAACGAUUCCACUCGCCUUCGUCAACGAACACCGUUACACCUGCCCCGACCUCAGCUACUGCUUCGGCCAACCAACUGCAGUUGUUGACAAGUUCGACGACUUGGUUGCAUGCAGCCCGUUCAGCAAUCCAGGAUUAUCGUGCCAUUCUGACAGCCAGCACGAAAUUUCCACGGGCAGGCGAGAGGAACGUCAAAGUCGAGGAGUUUGUCGAUCUAUGCGUAGCCGUAUGGGAGGCAGGUGGAGCCAACGGCGAGCAGGCAGGCUGGGUCAUUGAUAUUCUAUGGUGGGCAACCCGUCUAACCUUCAACUCAUCCCGUAUCCUACGGCAUAUGACACGGCUGCUGCACCUUGGUGGUGACACCACAUUGGCGAAGCGGACUUUGAAGCUGUACAUCCAAGUGGUCGGGAAGGCGUACCAUGCGAGCAAGGAAGGCGUUAGAGAGGACAAGGACACGGACGAAUACUGGGUCGACACGCUCGUAUUCGGUGCACGGAUGCUGUGCAAGAGUGCAGCAGCUUCACCUGGACUGGAGGGUAUCGAUGACGUCAAGGAAGCAGGCACAGUGUUGGAGAAGGCCAGGACGAGGCUUGACUCUGAGAACAAGGUCCUCGUUGCGAAGGUUUUAUUGGCGGAGGGGAUCUAUUGGAGUUUGUUGGCCGUGAAAGGCCAAGAGCCAUUAGACCGGUCUGCCCAACUCGAAAAAGCACAUGUUGCCCUACAACAAUCACUCCUCGCCCAUUCGACACCACCUGCGUAUUAUCACCUCGCCCUUUCCUAUGCACGCCGUGGAGGACCAGUCCACGAUCUCGAGCGUGCUAUUGAAUGUGCAGGCCACGCCGUCGAGGGGGAACCGAAGGAAGUUCGGUAUUGGCAUCUCCUAGGGCUGCUCCUAACGGCUGCAGAAAAGUGGGAUGAGGCGAAGGAGAUUCUGGAGCACGGUGCCGAGCUGGAUGUCGAGGAAGAGAUGGCCCCUGAAGCUGCUGCCAAUGGGAAUGGAGAGGCGGCGAGUGUUCAAGACGACAAUGGUGCAUCAACCACGACGGUGACGCAACACGGCGACACCAUAACGCUCAAGGUGCCAGAGAUGGAAGGAACCGUCCAAUCGAACAAGAUCGCUGUAUCUGCCUCCCUCAAAGCUAAUGGAUUGACCAACGCCGCGUCUAAGGCUAAACCGAAAUUGAACGGCUUAUCGGAUCCCUCUCCUCCCAACACAGCCGGCUCAUCAUCCUCUUCAUCCUCUUCGCCCAUCGAAUCGAGGAUACCAAUAUCUGUGCUCGACCCUGAUGCCUGCGAACUGCCACUUGCCGACCACCUAUUACGAAGAUCGGAGUUGACAUUCGAACAAUACCCACCGUCCAAAGCAGAAUUGUUUGAGUGGCAUCUUCAGCUACGGAUGACCCAGGUUGGGUUCAUGGAGGUAUUUGAGGGUGCAGAAGGUGCCGAGCAGGGUUGGUUGGAUGUAUUUGCUUGGGUGGCUGAUAAGAGAGGGGCUGCUGCUACAGCCGAUGGUGCAUCACAACCGCGACAAUCGCUCGAUGGCCUACGUCGCUCGAUGGAUCGCCUGAGCGCCAACCCGGCAAGCAUUGAGAAGACAAUAGCUCCUCCGUACCAUAGCCUACCAAAUGGCUCGAGCGAGGCUGGUCCACGACAAUCAUUGACGGUGCCGCCCCCAAUACCGAUUAUGAUCUCGCCAGCUACACCAGACGCGGAGACGAUGGAUGUUCCACCACCGCCUGCAUCCUCAGCUGAUUCAAUGCUGGAACGAGAGAAGGAGGAUAGAAAGGAAAAGGAGGAGAGGAAGGAGAAGAAGUCUAGUGGUCUCCAUCCAAAAUCAAAACGCUCUUCGUCGAUCGAACGCGACGGCCGUGGAGAUACCUCCAAGUCGAAGAAGGUUGGGCAGAUGCUGAAGAACAGGGUGGACAAAGGACGUGCCGGAAUCACAGCGGUCUCAAGGAAGAUCGGGCAUGGCGUUGUUAAAAAUGGUCCUUUGAGGAGGUCCAGCUCAACUCCAGACUUUUCCGUCGUCUUCCAACAAACAUCCUAUCAAGCCUCGUCCAUCCACUCAAGACGUAGGCUGAGCUCUAUCAUUCACUCCCAAGACCGGACACCCAACGAUUCUCCUCCUCCUCCACCUCCUCCUUCCGUGCCUUCUUCCAAUGCGCAGGAUUUCAAAUUCAGGAAUAAUCGCUCGUCAAGGGAGAACAGGCUACUGAGCGAUCUCUGGCUGAUGUCUGCAGCAACCUUCCGGAGGUUGGGCAAGAUUGAGCAGGCGAAGGGAUCGAUUCAGGAGGCAGAAGUCAAGGAUGAGAAUAAUCCGAAUGUUUGGGUUCAGCUUGGGCUGUACUAUGUUGCACUUGGACACUAUCGCCAUGCUGUCGACACCUUUCAAAAAGCCCUCUUCAUCUCCUCCGAAGAUGUUUCUGCGACCAUCCACCUAUCGCGGCUCUACCUAGACCCAGACAUCAGCACUCAGCUACGGACGCCACCCAACGCAGCAACGUCCUCUGCAUCAUCUAUUAACUCCAACAGUGAUGAUUCUUUUCCAUACCCGGACGUUGAUCUAGCCGCUGGUAUCCUUGCCCAUCUAACGAAGGGCCGAGGAUGGGAUGUACCUGAGGCCUGGUACUUCCUCGCGAAGGCCUAUGGCAUUCAAGGGAGGAAGGUGGAAGAGCGCGAUACCUUGAAGUUCGCCCUCGAGUUGUCGGAGAAGCGGGCUGUUCGGGAUAUUGGGUUGGCCCUUGGCUGGACGUAUUGUUGGUGGCAGGAUCCAUUCACGAUGAUAGCGUGGUCUAUCUUUAUUCUCGUAGGCGCGGCGCUGGUGGAGCUGUCAGCCGCACAACAGCUGAGCAUUUCGGUGCAGGCCUUAGAGCCAGCACCAGGGAAGCCAACUGGCCUAUCGAUCGUCAAUAUUACCGCCCGGAUUACAAACUUAGGGCCCACACCUUUGACUCUUCUGAACGACCCAACAAGCCCGCUGACCACCUUCCCGACGAACAUCUUCACUUUGGUCAACCAGAAUAACGGCAGGCAGCCACAGUUUGUGGGUGUAGCCGUCAAGUUUGCGCCAGAUAUCGCUAUUCUCAAUGGCCCAUUCACCUCGCUGGGACCGGGUGAUAGUGUCGAGGUCGUGCAUGACUUGGCCAACGCCUACGAUUUUUCAGCCUCAGGACCCGGCACAUACACUAUCGACAUCUCGCCGACCUUCUUGGCUUUCAACGUGUUCAACCAGACCUUCUCUCUUAUUGCUUCUGCCAUUUCAUCUGUCUUAUCCCUCACCAACACGGUCGACCAUGAACUUCAAGCACCUGUCGUUCUAUCUACGAUCUCAAACGACACCACCUGGCCUAAGAAACGCCACUUCGUCAAGCGUGCUAACUACGUUGAGUGCAACCCGCUCCAGCAGAUAUACAUACAGCAGGCUGCCAAGGCUGCUCAGAAUUACGCCUACGAGGCCUACACGUACACCAGCGAGAAUAUGGACACGGAAAGCCCUCGAUACCUGACCUGGUUCGGCGCCUACAAUACUGAGAGAUACGAUACCAUUUCCACCCACUUCAGCAACAUCAACGCCGACGACUUCACCUCCUUUACGUAUUAUUGCGAUUGUCUCGACCCUACAGCAUACGCGUACGUUUCUCCUGACAAAUACGGAGAAAUACACCUUUGCAAUGCUUUCUGGCUUGCACCAGCCACAGGAAAGGACUCGAAGGCUGGAACAUUCAUACACGAAGCUUCGCAUUUCACAAGGAACGGAGGUACGCAAGACGAGGCCUACGGCACGGACGCGUGCCAAACUCUCGCAGCCAACAAUCCUGCAAAGGCCAUCCAGAACGCUGACUCACACGAAUACUUCGUCGAGAAUCCUACUGGGCUUGCUUAG
Molecule: messenger RNA, 4998 nt
Organism: Cyclocybe aegerita
Lineage: Eukaryota; Fungi; Basidiomycota; Agaricomycetes; Agaricales; Hemipholiotaceae
Source: the annotation of a GenBank genome assembly